Vitrella brassicaformis is the source of this 1828-nucleotide messenger RNA. The record is from the annotation of a GenBank genome assembly. NCBI's taxonomy places the organism in Eukaryota, Vitrellaceae.
AUGCCGCAUGGAACGCUGUGGGUCUAUCUGUUGACAUGCUUCGCAGCCGCUGAUCUGAACCGGGGCUUACGAUAUCAGACCAUUCCAAGCAUGGCGUCUGGCGCCGGCAGCCCCGCCGUCUUGGAGAAGAACGGCAAGGUGAGAUGGAAGCACUUGACUACCACAUCAGCCUUGGAGACAGAUCCGAGCGUUUCCUCUUGUUGUGCAGACCCUCAUGAGGACGUGCGUCACGGGUGACCGCACCAAACCCAUCAUCUUUUUCAUUCACGGCGUGAGAUGAGGGACACACAGACAGGCCAGCCGCGUGUGCCUUCCAUCCCACUGUCCGUGUGUCCCUCCGGUGUGGAUGCAGUUCCCCGACGACGAGAGUGUCUGGGACGACGCAGUGCAGCACUACCAGGGCCGCUACCAGUGUGUGUGCGUGACUUUGCCCAACUGCGGAGGGGUGGUUGAUCGGUCGUGGGGCUUUGACUUCCCGGAGAUGCUGCACAUGCUCAAGAACACGGUGGAUGACGUCAACCCUACGGGUGCUCCGAUGGUGGUGGUGGCGCACGACUGGGGCACGGCCUAUGCGAGGUAGGGACCCAUGCUAUGCCAUUAAUUACGAUAAAUGGAUGGAUGAAUGGAUGGAUGAAUGGAUGGUUGGGUGCUUGAUAUAUAGGGCAUUCGAGAAGGCCUACCCCCACCUCGUCAAGAAACUCGUGCUCAUCGGUACGGCUUUUUGCAGUCCAUCCGUCUGACUCACUCAGUGUUUGUCAAUCGUAUGUGCGUCUGUCUAUCUGUUGGUCGUCCCAUCCAUUCACUCACUCAGAUAUCGGUCCCGACUUCGCCGCCCUUCCCUCGUCGCCCAUGAUCGUCUUCCGCAGCAGUCAUCCGUCGAUCAUCGGCUACUUGCUGCAGCCCCUCUACACGCUGGUACUGGCGUGUGUCUUCCUGGCCCAGGCAGCCAUCCCCAUCAGAAGCGUCGGCCACUUCGUCGCCGGCGUGCUGAACACCAUCUUGACCAUCAUCUGGAAACUCAUCAACAUGAUCUUCCACCCGCCCAACGUCAAGCUGCAGUUUGUGCACCGCAAGAGCCCCUAUCAGUACGCCCAGGCCUACCCCUACUUCUACCUCUGGAAGCAUGUUCUCUUCGGCAGCGCCAAUAAUGCCUUCGGUCGGUACGCACAUACAUAUGUGUGUGGGGUGAAUGGACAGACAGCGAGGAGGGAGGAAAGGCACGGCAAGGCACCCCGGCCGGCCGGCAGGCCACCUUGUGCGCGGUGUUUGUGUGUCAUCCAUCCAUCGGUGUGUGUCAUCGAUGUGUGUGUCAGAUGGUGAGUGGUCCGAGCCCAAGUGCCCGGUGCUGUUUGUGUACGGCGGGCAAGGCAUCAAGGCCCUCAUGAACUACCACUCGCCGGCCGUGCUCAAGUGGUUCAAGGAAAAGGCUCCCAAGGGCAGCCAGGCCGUCGCAUUCAACAACGCCGGUAGGUAAAUACGGUAGAGACCAUACAUACAUACAGAAAUGGAUGGACUCAUACACACACAGAGAUGGAUGGCUGCCACACGCAUCUGUGAGUCUAUGUGUGUCGAAUGGAUCUCAUGUGUGGUUGCUGUUGGUGUUGCUGUGCAGGUCAUUGGGUGAUGCAUGACUGCCAGAAGGAGUUCCACACACUCGUGGACCAGCUCCUCGCGGCCACAGACUGAGAACGGCCACAGAAGGGGCGGUAGCUAGCGAUGAGGUGCGUCUUGUGGGUACCGGUGUAGUGGGCUGGCUGUAUGUGAUCGAUCCGUUUUUCCAUCUCCCUUUGUCGUGAGAGCGAUCAGUGAGUGUAUCAAGUGACGUUAU